This is a messenger RNA of Argiope bruennichi, 1485 nucleotides long. RefSeq lists its product as uncharacterized. The record is from RefSeq and is a predicted model, not a curated record. Gene Ontology annotation, molecular function: nucleic acid binding. The coding region runs from base 1 to 1485 and encodes 494 amino acids. The transcript is spliced from 4 exons. Lineage: Eukaryota; Metazoa; Arthropoda; Arachnida; Araneae; Araneidae.
AUGUCUAUUAUUUUAACUGAUGACAUCCCUGUGACUUCACCGGUUCGUAGACUUGCUCCCAUAGAAAAACAACAAGUUACAAAACAAAUCGAGGAAUGGCUUGCCCAGGGUAUCAUCGAAAAAAGCUAUUCUGAUUAUGCGUCUCCAAUUGUCUUAGUGAAACCUAGACCUCUAAGCGAUUUGCUUAGAAAUGGUGUAAAAUUUGAAUUCGGUCCCUCUCAAAUAAAAGCGUUUGAGACCCUUAAAAGAGCAUUAUCGCAAGAUCCAGUUUUACAUCUGUACAAACCAGGUUCCAAACUGGAACUCCAUACAGAUGCUUCCAAAUUAGGUUACGGUGGAAUCCUUCUUCAAGCUGACGACGAUGAUAAUUUACAUCCCAUAGCUUAUAUGAGUAAAAAAACAACACCUCAGGAAGAAAAUCUUUCGAGCUAUGAACUAGAAGUUUUAGCUGUUAUUAAAGCAUUAACGAAAUUCCGUACUUACAUUUUAGGAACUAAAAUUAAAAUUGUCACUGACUGCUCUGCGUUCAAACAGACUAUUACUAAAAAAGAAUUAAUUCCUAAAAUAGGGCGUUGGGUUUUAUUCCUCGAAGAUUUCGAUUAUGAGACAGUACAUCGCUCAGGUAGUCAAAUGCUUCACGUUGAUUCACUUAGUAGAUACCCAACAGUCAUGACUGCACUUUGUGAUGAUUCAACAGCGCGAGUGCAAGUGGCACAGAUGUCAGAUGAAUACAUAAAAAAAUUGAAAGAAUUAUGUAAAGAUAACAACCAAGUUGAUUUCGUGGUACAAAAUAACAUUCUGUAUAAAUGUCAGGACAACCGUCGUUUGCUCUUUGUUUGGUUAUAUCCUGUUAAAGGUGUAACUGCAAAUGAUGCAAUUACGAAACUGCAAUUGCAGGAAGCAGUGUUCAGAAAUCCUAUGCGCAUCAUCACGGAUAAAGGAAAUGGACAAGUGGAAAGGGUUCAUGGAACUCUUAUCCCCCUGCUUGCCAAACUUUCCAUCAAUGAUCCCACGAAAUGGUACACUCAUGUUCAAGCAGCACAACGUGUAUUUAACUCUACUGCUCCACGGAGUACAAAAUUUACUCCUUUCGAACUCAUGAUCGGUGUGCAAAUGAGGCAUAAAAAUGACCAGAAAAUUCUCGAUAUCCUACAGGAAAAAUAUGAGCAAAUGGUCAUCGACAACCGCGAGGAAAUUCGCGAAGAAGCGCGACAGAAUAUCUUGCGCCUUCAAGAAGAAAAUAAAAGAGCUUACAACAAGCGCAGGAAGAAAGCUACUCAAUAUAAUCCAGGUGACUUAGUGGCCAUACAGAGGACCCAAUUCGGCAGUGGUUUGAAGCUUCGCCCGAAGUUCCAUGGUCCCUAUCGCAUGACAGCGAAGAAGCCACACGAGAGGUACCUAGUGGAGAAAGUGGAAAUCCACGAAGGCCCCAACCAUACCUAUACAGCAGUAGAUUAUAUGAAGCCUUGGUCUACAACUGCAUAA